Messenger RNA from Schizosaccharomyces osmophilus, 2658 nucleotides. It is a transcript of the gene arg11, whose product is annotated as N-acetyl-gamma-glutamyl-phosphate reductase/acetylglutamate kinase. The record is from RefSeq and is a predicted model, not a curated record. The coding region runs from base 1 to 2658 and encodes 885 amino acids. Gene Ontology annotation, cellular component: mitochondrion; mitochondrial matrix; cytoplasm. Gene Ontology annotation, biological process: L-arginine biosynthetic process. The transcript has a single exon. Gene Ontology annotation, molecular function: N-acetyl-gamma-glutamyl-phosphate reductase (NADP+) activity; L-glutamate N-acetyltransferase activity, acting on acetyl-CoA as donor; arginine binding. Lineage: Eukaryota; Fungi; Ascomycota; Schizosaccharomycetes; Schizosaccharomycetales; Schizosaccharomycetaceae.
AUGCUUGUUCAACUACAACAAGCUGCCAAGUCACCUGCUGUCAAGGGCUUGAUGAAGCGUGAAAUUUUAAAGGGAAGUGCACAUUUGCGUCCUGCUGUGCUUUCUCGCCGUCAUCAAAGCAAUUUGGCAACUGGUCAAUCGCAGCCGUUUGUCCCUACACCAAAGUACAUUCAACAAGAUCGGGAUGCUAUUGUUCGUAUUUUGUCUUCUAUCGGUAACCGUCGGGAGGUUGAGCAGUACUUGAGAUACUUCACCUCGUUCGAAGCCCAGCGCUUCGCCAUUAUUAAGGUCGGUGGUGCCAUUAUUACUGAUGAAUUGGACACGCUCGCACAAAGUCUUGCCUUUUUGAACCACGUCGGUCUCUAUCCCAUCGUUGUUCACGGCGCAGGCCCUCAAUUAAAUAAAAUUCUCGCUAGCCGCGGUAUUGAAGCCGAAUACAGUGACGGAAUUCGUAUCACUGACGAGGAAACGUUGGCUGUUGCUCGCAAAGUCUUUUUGGAAGAAAACGCCAAGCUUGUGGAAGCUUUGGAGCGUUUGGGCACCCGGGCCCGCCCCAUCGUGGGUGGUGUUUUCCAAGCCGAGUACCUGGACAAGGAAAAAUACAAGUAUGUUGGUAAAAUCGUCAAUGUCAACAAGGCCCCUAUCGAACACAGUAUUCGAGCUGGAACUUUGCCUAUUUUGACUUCUAUGGCUGAAACAGCUUCUGGACAAAGCUUGAAUGUGAACGCUGAUAUCACGGCUGGUGAGUUAGCUCGCGCUUUGAAACCCCUGAAGGUUGUUUAUUUGAACGAAAAGGGCGGUUUAAUCCAUGGUGUCACAAAGAAAAAGAUCAGCAGCGUUUAUUUGGACCGCGAGUAUGACGAUCUCAUGAAAGAACCUUGGGUCAAAUACGGUACCAAACUUAAAAUCAGAGAAAUCAAAGAGCUACUUGAUACCCUUCCUCGUACUUCUUCCGUAGCUAUCAUUAGCACCAAGGACCUCCAAAAAGAACUCUUUACGGAAUCCGGUGCUGGUACAAUGAUUAGCCGUGGUUUCAAGAUUGAUCAAACGGACUCUUUGGAUUCCCUCCCUGCCAAGGCUCUGGAAGAUUUGGUUUUACAUCACAACGCCCUUCCUUCUUGCUAUACUAAUAUCCAAGAAUUCAGGGAUUCUCUUGCCAACGCUAAACUACGCGUCUACAGUGAUUCCUACAAUGAAUCCAUCGCUGUCGUUGAUGUCUCCAAUCCUGAAUUGCCCGUCUUAACUGCCUUUGGCGCUUAUGACCGUAAUUGGCUCAACAACGUCGUUGAUAGUUUACUUUCUAGUUUGCGUACAGAUUUUAGUUCUUUGGUUUGGCGACUUCAUCCAUCUACCAAGAAUUUGGAAUGGUUUUUUGACAAGAGUGAAGGUACCCUUUUUGCCAAUAAUCUUUAUUACUUUUGGUAUGGAAAAAACGAUCUAAAUAUUAUCUCUAAAUUUAUCAAAUCUGAUCAGCCUUUUGCUUCUGCCUGCUUGUCAUCAAACCCUGCCGUGGCCGACCCUAAAGUAGCCUCCAACUCUUCCACACCUCCCAAUUCCCUCAACACAGGUCAAAAACGUUCUUUUUCUACGUUUUCCCGUUGGAACUCUAACAAAAUGAUUCGUCCUUUUAUUUCUAACGUUGCUAAGCGCUUUUAUUCUGCAGACGCUCAGCAAUUCCAAAAGCCUUUGAAGGCCGUCUCUAAUAAGCCGUCUAAGGUUGUUCUUUUGGGUGCUCGUGGUCAUACUGGAAAAAAUUUAAUUAGUUUGAUUAAUACGCACCCUCAUAUUGAGCUUUCUUAUGUUUCUUCUCGUGAGCUCAAGGGUACCAAAUUGCCUGGUUACAACAAGAAGGAAAUUAACUAUGUAAAUCUCUCUGUUGAUGAUGUUAAAAGAUUGGAAGAAGAAGGUGAUGUUGACGCUUGGGUUAUGGCCUUGCCCAAUGGCGUUUGCAAACCCUAUGUUGAUGCCUUAAGCUCCGCUAAUGGCAAGAGCGUGAUUGUUGAUCUUAGUGCUGAUUACCGAUUCGAAAAUAGCUGGAAUUACGGUCUUCCAGAACUAAACGAUCGCAUUGCUUUACGUAACUCCAAGCGCAUCUCCAACCCUGGAUGUUAUGCUACCGGUUCCCAAGUUGGUUUAUCCCCCAUCUUGUCUCUUAUCGAAGGACAACCUUCCAUUUUCGGUGUCUCUGGUUAUUCCGGUGCUGGCACCAAGCCUUCUCCGAAAAACGACCUCAACGUUUUGACUAAUAACUUAAUUCCUUAUUCCUUGACUGAUCACAUUCACGAACGCGAAAUUUCUCAUCAGUUAAAGCACUCCGUCGCUUUCGUCCCUCACGUUGCUCAGUGGUUCCAAGGCAUUACUCUUACUAUCAAUAUUCCCCUUAGAAAAUCUAUUACUUCUCGUGAAUUGCGUAACCUUUACCAAGAACGCUAUGCCGACGAACCAUUGAUUAACGUUCAGGGUGAUGUUCCUCUCGUGAAAGAUAACUCUCAGAAAAAUCAUGUUUCAGUCGGUGGCUUUGGUGUUCAUUCUGGAGGCAAGAGAGCUGUUAUCGUAGUCACCAUUGACAAUUUGCUUAAGGGUGCUGCUACUCAAGCCCUCCAAAACCUUAACUUGGCUUGUGGUUAUGAUGAAUAUGCGGGUAUUCAAUUGGACUAA